Molecule: messenger RNA, 980 nt
Organism: Sitophilus oryzae (rice weevil)
Lineage: Eukaryota; Metazoa; Arthropoda; Insecta; Coleoptera; Curculionidae
Exons: 2
Coding region: 6-755 (249 amino acids)
Source: RefSeq, a predicted model, not a curated record
GCAGCAUGAGAAUUCCCGCGCUUUUUCUCUUGUUUUGUGCUGCAACGGCAACGAUAUCCGCCGAAACAAACAGUAUUGAGGGGGCCGGGUUCCGCGCGCUGCUCAAAGUCUACGACGAGUGCGGUUCCGCUUCCGGCGGGUUUUCGACAUGUCUCAAGAAGAAGGCGAUAACUUUCUUGGACAGGUUAGGACGCAUGGAAAAACUCUCUAUUUUGGACGGGGUGGCUUUGGUUAAAUCGCCGGGAGACCAAGCUCAAGAAAUACACUCGAACUUAGUGACGGAGAACGAAAUCGAUAAAAACCUUCCCAGGUCCAUCGAAGAUAAGGAUGCAGCCCUCAAUACCAUGUUGAUGGAUAAAGCUAGCAGUAUUUUAAGCUCGAGAACUAUCGAAAUAUCCGUUCCUAAAGUCUCAGAACUAAUUGAAGAAGGUAGAGGUGGUAAAAUGAAGGACAUGAUGGGCGGCAUGAUGAUGGCCAUAGCAGCUAAAAUGGCAGCCCUUAUCCCGAUCGCCAUAGCCGGAUUGUUCCUUCUAGCAGGAAAAGCUCUGGUCACGGCCAAAAUAGCGUUGCUAAUCUCAGGUAUAAUAGCUCUAAAGAAACUGUUUGCUGCCAAACACCAGCAUCACACGGCUCACAGUUCUGGCUGGACUAGUGGGGGAGGAGGAGGCUGGCAACCUUCGGGAGGUGGUUGGGAUAGGAGAUCGAUUGAGGAAGCUCAACGAGCUGCAGCAUACAAAGCUUACAAGCAAGCUUGAGACGCCAUUUUAAGAGAAACGUGUAAUUUAUUAUUAUUUAUUUGUUAAUUUAUUUUAUAAUAUCGUUUUGGUACAAAUUUUGAUAUGACCAGUCAUUUAAUUCAUUCACUAACAUCAGUAUCAUACACUCAAAAUUUUUGUAAUCAAGGCUUAAGUUUCAUUCAGAACCUCGUACUUAGUGGAAUAAAUUAGUGGUUUCAAUUAGCGUAGAAGUUUGUUCCUUUA